Messenger RNA from Drosophila hydei, 1273 nucleotides. RefSeq names its product coiled-coil domain-containing protein 34. The coding region runs from base 169 to 1239 and encodes 356 amino acids. The record is from RefSeq and is a predicted model, not a curated record. Lineage: Eukaryota; Metazoa; Arthropoda; Insecta; Diptera; Drosophilidae. The transcript is spliced from 2 exons.
UUCCGAUUAUUGUUGUGUACACAAACAUACAGUUUUAUUUGCUUUAAAGUUUCUGUCGUUUUACUUUCGAGUUUGAAUAGCGUGCAGAAUCGUCAAAGACAGACGACGUUGGGCUCAAUUUGGAUUGAGAAUUACUUAAGAGCUCGCAUCAUUUGGAAACCUUAUCAAAUGGCAUUCGUUGGUCGCAUGAACAGUCGAGGCAACUUGGUCAUGGAUAGCGACACCCAGACGGACACAAGGCACACAAAAUGCUCGCGUACCUACAUCAAGUCGUAUGACUCGGAGCCGCGUGGCUUGGUCUCCAGACCGAGCCUGAGCACGGCGCGGUAUGUGGGCCACUCCGCUUCGUCCUACGAGCUCAACUCGGCGGACGACACGGAGAUGUCCACACUGCGCUACAGCUCCCCCAGAUCCUUCGAAACGGAGACUGUAACGCUGACGCCAAAGAGCAGAAUUGGUGAUAGCUCCCUGUCUGGAGAUAGCGGAGGCGAUGCUGGAACAGAUGAACAGGCGUUUCUAAUGCAAGACAAUGCAGAGAACCAGCCGCAGGAAAGAGGCUCCACAACGUCCAUGUGCAGCUGGGAGGAGGAGGAGAUAGUUUCCUCCUAUGUGUCCGGGGAUCAGCUCACUUACAGCUGUUCUAUACCCUUGCUCGAUCUGAGCUCGAACACUGGCUCACUGCAGUACGACCCGCAAAUGCAAUUGGACCAAUUGAAGAUUGUGCGUCGGUCGGACGAGGCCUACAAUAAUUGGCUCUCUGGCAAGAAGCGGCUGGGCCUUUACAAGCGACAGGCAAUGCAGGAAGAGCGCGAGCUCAAAAGGCAACAGGACGAACUGCGUAAACAGCUAAACGAGAAGCGUGUCCAGGAAUGGUGCCAGCGCAAGGCAAGCCAGUAUGCCAACAAGCGUAAGUCGAAUCCAGCCACAAGCCAGGUCCAGGUAGCACAGGUGGCGCAUGUGGCGCAGGUGGCGCAACGGCGCCUACAAAACUGGGAGCUGCAGAAAGUUGAGCAGGCGGAGCGGCAGCGCCAGCGGCAGCAACGCGAGGCGCUGCGUAAGCAACGGGAACUGCAACAGCGCAAGCAACAGGCUGCCGCAGCGUGGCAGCAAUGGAUCAAGGGCGCGGCGCACCGCCCCAAGCCAGUGCCACUCAAUCAGGGCCUGAACACACUACGCGGCACUGUCUCCAACAUCUAUGUUAAUCCCAACUCUUGGGUACACGUUAACGAAAAAAACUAGCAACCAAAUAAACAGUACGCAAUUAUUUAAACAU